This is a messenger RNA of Pelagomonas calceolata, 1455 nucleotides long. The record is from the annotation of a GenBank genome assembly. Lineage: Eukaryota; Pelagophyceae; Pelagomonadales; Pelagomonadaceae.
CAUCCUUGUCACGUUUUCGAUAAGACGCCCGUGCCGCGAGCGGGUACACAGCAGCGUCCGUUUGCAUUGGAGUCGCUUCUACACGCUUCCAGACGCGGCCCGGUCGCGCGAGGGCUGCCCGCGCCGAGCCAAGCCCAUCACCUGAGUAGCGAGCACCCCAGCGCCGCCGAAGGCAUUGGCGCGGCGGCGCGGGCGCACCUGGUAUGGGAAGUGAGCAUGCGCGCGGCAACCGGAGGCGCCGCGGCCGCUGCUCCGCCGCGGGCUCCACUGGGGGCUCCGCGGUCGGUUCCGAAGUAGACUACGACAGUAGACUACGGCUUGGUCGGCUCGGCGUGCUGCGCCGCGCACCGGCGCAGCGUGCUCCCGGACGGCGCACGCGUCGCGUCGGACGAUGCGUCGGACAGCCGCUGAGACGAAGCGAGCGCGACGAAGAGGCCACUGACGCGCCCCCCCCCGCAGGUCGGUCCAGGAUGUCGUUCCUCUUCGACGACAGCUACUAUAAGAUCGGCAAGAAUGGCGUAUCGCCGGCCCAGAACAUGUGCGCCUACCUCGGCGGGAGCGCCAUCCAAACCGUCGGCGACAACCCCGUGACGGCCUACCGCCAGCUCGUGCAGCAGUACGCCAAGGACGUCAACGGGAACACGGUGGCGCCCAAGGUGGCCGUGGGCGAGGCGAACGCGACGUUCCGGGCGAACCCCAUCGGGGCGUCGCUGUCGGGCCUGUGGCCGCGGUUGAUCGGCGUGCUCCUGAAACGCGUCCCCAAGUUCGGCUUCCUGCUGGGCUACUCGCACUUCGUCGGCGAGGGCACGCCGGGCUUCGCGGCGGCGACGUGCGCCUCUAUUUGUAGUGCGCCGUUCAUCAACCCCGUGCGACUCGUCGAGAAGCAGCAGCGGGCCUACUUCAAGCAGACGGGCCAGGCGAAGCCCGUCGGCGAGAUUUUGAGGGAGUCGGCGGCCAAGAACUUCCUGCCGCUGUUUCGGGGCACGAUCCCGCUCAUGGGCCACUCGCUCGCGUCGGCGAUGCUCGGUUUGGUCGGCCAGCCGCGCCUGCAAAAGUACGUACAGAAGGAGCUCGGGGCUUCCGGUAGUUUAUCGGGCACGGCGACGAAUUUGGUCGCGUCGGCCGUCGUCUCGCCCAUCUACGUCGUCGUGACGAACCCCCUCUCGCGCCUCGAGGUGAUCAUGCAGACGAACUCGCUGAAGGGCAAGAGCAUCGGCGCCGUCGCGGCGGUGCAGGAGCUCGGCGCGGACAUGGCCAAGUUCGGGCUGUCGGGCAUCUUCCGCGGCCAGGGUAUUGGGAUCGCCAAGGCCAUCGUGUCGCUGACGCUCUUCCACGAGGGGCGGAUCUACCUCACGAACCAGUUCAAGGCGUACAACCUGAAGAAGCUCGACUGAGCGUAGUGUGUCCCCCCCUCCCCUCGUCUCCCCCUCUCACGACGUAAGAAAUUCUCCGAGU